Triticum aestivum (bread wheat) is the source of this 2336-nucleotide messenger RNA. RefSeq names its product E3 ubiquitin-protein ligase SIRP1. The coding region runs from base 50 to 1066 and encodes 338 amino acids. Gene Ontology annotation, biological process: protein ubiquitination. The transcript has a single exon. Gene Ontology annotation, cellular component: cytoplasm. NCBI's taxonomy places the organism in Eukaryota, Viridiplantae, Streptophyta, Magnoliopsida, Poales, Poaceae. Gene Ontology annotation, molecular function: ubiquitin protein ligase activity. The record is from RefSeq and is a predicted model, not a curated record.
CGUUGUCUGAGACCGGAACCCCAUCCGCGCCGCCCCUCCAUCCCCAUCCAUGGCAGACGACAGCGACGGCGAGGGGUUCUGCGCCGACCCGUUCGAGGACGAUAGCGACGGCGGUGACUCAUGCGACUAUCGCUGCUGCUGUGAUGAUGAUGACGAGGGCGAGUGGUCAUGCGGUGCCCCCUGCGACGAGGACGACGACGACAUCAACGUCGAGGAGAUCUGCAGGGACCCGUGCGACAACGUCGUCGUCGUCGACGACGAAGACGAAGGGGAGGUCGAGGAAGCGUUAUGCCACGACGACGACGAAGGGGAGAGCGAUGGGUCGUUAUGCGACGAGGACGCCGAGGGCGAGCAGUUAUCCGACGACGACGAAUGCGAGGGGAAGGGCGGGGGAUUCGGCGACGACCGGUGUGACGAUGAGGACGAGGGCAAGCCCGACGGGGAGAGCGAGGAUUUCCGCGAGAACCCCUCCAACCAUGACGAAGAUGUCGGUGCGGAGGUGCUAUCCGGCGGCGGCGGCGGUGGCUUCCGCGGCGGGGAGUUAUUCGUCUCCCGCUUCCUUUUUUCAGAUGCUUCCGACAUCUCCGACUCCGAUCAUUCCGACUCCGAGGUAGAGGAGGCCGGCGGCGGAGAGGGGCUCACGCCCAGCGGGUUCGACCAGACGCCGUCGCCCGGGGCCUUCCGGAUGGCAGUGGGCGUAGAAGACAGCGACUCCGAUACCAUAUCCACCGAUUCCGAUUAUGAAGACGACUACGAAUUCUUCAAGCGGCCUGCGUCACGCCAGGCAGUGGAAGGCCUACCGGAGAUGAUCCUCAGCGAGGAGGAGGCCACGUGCGGCUGCGCGGUGUGCAAGGAUGUAUUCGCGUCAGGGCAGCGCGUUGUCUUUCUCCCGUGCAAGCACUACUUCCAUGGCGACUGCAUCCUGCCAUGGCUCGCCAUGAGGAGCACAUGCCCUGUGUGCCGGUAUCAACUCCCCACCGAUGAUACUGGGUCUGGGCAGCGACCGUCACAUCAAUUGAGGGUUCUUUUACCAGUGGGUCGUCAGGGUGCAUCUCAGCAGGUAUGAUCUUGGACAUUGUAGUGCUAAAUUCUUGGUUGCAUUGUCAUGGUAGGGUUGGAAUGUUUGUGAAAUUUGUGCGUGGGAUAUGGCAAGGUGAUUCAUAUAGUUCCAGUAUGCAAUAGUCCUGCAAUUCCUAGUUGCUUUGAUUGCUUAUUUGCAUCAAAAUAUCAUCUGACAUUCAGGAUUUGAGGUUAGCAAUGCUCUUUUUGCAUACGAAAUCUGAAUCUAUUCAAGGGUUGGGUUUUCUGUGGGGUGACCCAUGUGAACCGUAGAAGCAUAAAAGAAGUCUUUAGGAGAGCAGAAUUUUAGAAGCAUACAAUCUGUAUGCACGGAACCAAAUCACUGUUUCCUUUGUGCGUUUUACUGAAAUUGACUAACUGGUCAUUGUUUAUGCCUUGAACAAAUUGGUACCAGUCUGUUAGGCAAUGUGGUUUGAUCAUUUUCUUUUACAUAGUUACAUAUCGGCAGGGGAAAUUGUCAUCAGUAUUGACUCCAAGCUCCAAGCCCCAUUUGCACAUCAGAUUUUAGUAGUAUAUAAAGCAAUAGCGCACGUGUUGUCAUGGCAUUUACGAAAAGAAUACACUGGCGCAUAUGACGAUGUCCUAUUCUACUGUUGUUUGUGUUCGAGAUGAGGCAUUUCAAAUUUCAAUAUUGCUUCUUGUUUGAUCAGUGACAUACGCCACUUUCCAUCUACUAUCCACUUUGCACCUUUAGCUUCUACUCCGCCACACAAUUUCCAGUAAGGCUUAAUAGUUUGCCUGUAAAGACAAUUCCAGUGUGUGUUUUACUGAAAUUGACUUAACUGGUCGCUGGUUAUGCCUGAACAAAUUUCUGUUACAUAAUUAUAUCUGCAAGGGAAAUUAUCAUCAAUAGGAGUCCAACCUCCAUUUGCACAUCACAUUUUGGUAUACAGCAAUCAAACAUGUAGCCUUUUUAGCCUUUAGCAAAAGAAGGCACCGGAGCAUACCUAUGAUGAAUGGACCUUCUAGCGUCCAGGGGUCAGGGUUGGGCAUUUACCAACCAGUAACAUCUAUUUAUCUUUCCCGAUUCAUUAAUUCUGAUAUCCUUCAUGCUCCAAUAUACAGUACCUGACAAAAUCGUGGGCAUACGACGAUGUCCUAUUGUACUGUGUUUGUGUUCGGGAUGUGGUUCUUCAGUAUUGUUCUGUGGCUUGUUUGCUAAGUGUCAUAUUGUCAGUAAGUAGACUUGCCACUUUCCAUCUACCAUCCACUCCGCAUCUUUAGGUCCUAUUGGAUUCCGCAACACAUUUUCAGGA